GGUGGGAGUAAUGACGUCGCAGCUCUCAUUCGCUCCAUUCACUGGCCGGCCGCCGUCGCGACUAGUCGUAACGAAUCUGUCCUGCUUUCUUCUGAACAUCGAUACCGUUCCAGGAUCUAACGGAAUAUCCCGGAAGUGCGCUUUGGGCUCACCUCUCUUUCGCCAGAGCGGACACAUUUUUCAUCGUGCGACCCGAGAUUCGCCUAGACUCGCCGUUUCUCACUUUGGGUGAUCGAUACCGAUCGUUGUGCUCCCUGAUCGAUACCUAGAAUGUAUUUGUGAAAGCUACCUCGCUUCGCGGUCUCUGUCUUUCUUCUCGUCGUAUUUACCUACCGUGCUUAUGCGUGUAUGCGUGCCCGUGCGCACAUGCACGUAUGAUUUGUGUACAUAGUAGUGUUUGUUCGGAUUCGAGAAGGUCUUUGGACGCGAAAGGAUACGAUCGAUUGCGAUUAGUGAAACGAGAUAUGACCGUCGCCGGAAAGAGAUUUGUGGACUGUACCGUUUUGGAAACUGGCAACAUUACCGACGCAGUAGAUUCUUCCUAUGAUAGCGAUUACGAAGUCGAAGAUUUAAUUUCGUCCAAUAAUGCGAAUUCGCAAUUAGAACUGCAGGUGACUACACCAACCCAUUCAGAUGUAUCAAGAACAUUCUCUGAUACUCUAGCUGCUGAAUUUGCAGAAUAUAUUACAAUUCAAGGAAGUCCACCUAAUCAAAAUCCAGGGUAUACAGCUAGAGUAGAGUUUGCACUGAAACUUGGAUAUACAGAACAUUUGGUUCAGAUGGCAUUACAGAAACUGGGCCCUGAUCCAGAACAAAAUGAACUUUUAGCUGAGCUGAUAAAACUUGGUGCAAGUUGUUCAGUAAAGUCAGAAGAAGGGCCAGAGGAAUCGGAGAACGCGUCAGAGAAAGAUUCAGCAAGUAAUGAAAAUACUGCUGGAUGUUCUACUAGGCUUAGGCCUGUUGUGAUCGAUGGAAGCAAUGUAGCCAUGAGUCAUGGAAACAAAGAAGUAUUUUCAUGUAGGGGAAUAAAAAUUUGUGUGGAUUGGUUCAAAGCAAAAGGACACAAAGAAAUUACCGUAUUUGUACCAAAAUGGAGAAAAGAGGCCUCUAAAAUUGAUAAUCCGAUCGCUGAUCAAGAAAUCCUCGGAGAGCUGGAACGAGAUCGUUUAUUAGUUUUCACGCCAUCUAGAUUAGUUGGUGGUAAGCGAAUGGUUUGUUAUGAUGAUCGCUACAUUUUGAAACUAGCAGCAGAGAUCGAUGGUAUUGUUGUAAGCAAUGAUAAUUACAGAGAUUUAGCACAAGAAAAUCCCGAAUUUCGAAAAGUUGUGGAAGAAAGAAUAUUGAUGUAUACUUUUGUGAACGAUCGUUUCAUGCCUCCCGACGAUCCGCUAGGUAGAAGUGGGCCAACUUUAGAAAACUUCUUGAGAACUUUUCCGAAAACGUUGGAUCCUGCUCCACCAUGCCCAUACGCAAAAAAAUGUACGUAUGGAAACAAAUGCAAAUUUCGACAUCCAGAAAGAGGCCCUUAUCCACAGAAAUCUGUCACGGAAAAAUUAGUAGAACAUGUACAAAAACAUCUUCAAGCAAGGAAUUCCACCUCAAACCUUUCCUCACCGAGCAAUGCAUCUUCCAAAACACAUCAACCGCUUUGUAAAAGCAGAUCAACGGCAACUAGUACCGUUCAGCCGUCAGCGUCAGUAACGAAAAGUAAAUCCGCCGAAAAUGUUGCGAUUGAACAACCUCUAGUUUCUGGUGUUCAUGAGACCCAAGUGUCGCCAACGACGAGUUCGCAAGGUUAUCGGACUUCGAUGCGGACAUCUGAAAGAUUAAAUAAAUCAGACCCAGAACCACCCAAUUUACACAGAAAACUUCAGAGACAAUUAACUUUAAAUCCGGUCUACGAUCCUAGGCUUUGCCAAUUGAGACAAUAUCAGCAGAUAUCGCCGUCGAGUACUGCACCCCAACAGACGGCAGUUGCUUCUUCCAGCUCACAACACAGACCUUUAACUAGACAUUACAGUAAUGAAUCGCCGUAUAGAGUUGGCGUAAAUUGGGAUCACUCAGAUGUAAGGCAGUGUCAUCAACACGUAACACGUAUCGCAUCAGCGCCAGAUUCUUAUCAUGCUGGACCGUCAAGUAACUCUAAUAUCGGAUCGGAAACAACAUCGGGAUUAAAUCAACAAUUGGGAGACUCGGAUUCAGAAUCUGAUGAAGUAUUCGGCUCGAGGUGCCCAUUGUACCAAUUGUUGCCUUCAGUCGCGGUGAAACUGUUGUUGGACGAGAGAAAAGAAGUGCAAGAUCAUCUGCUUCGUAUUUUCCCCAAAGAUCAAGUGAAAUUAGCUAUGUUGCUUCAUCCUUUCGAAACAGAUCCAGUCGAGUUCUGUAUCUUUAUGUUAAAAAAAUUUCCUCGUCGCCAGAACAAGUAAGACUCACAUUAUUUAUUCACUUAUUCAAUGUGUAGUAUUAUACAAAUACAUUUAAGGAAACACGAAUUUUAUACAAACAUUGAAUAAGAGAAAAAUACAAACAACUCGAGUAGUACAUAUUAAACAAAGUUCAUUGUCAGUAUCAUUGUUGUCAUCGGUGUGAUCAAAAUGAAUAAAAUCUUUCUAUGUAAAUAGUCAUGAUAUGACUAAUUGAUAACAGUUGCUCGUAGUGUAACAAUAAGUAUAUGUUUCGUAAAACAGUUGUAAAGAAAAUUUUAUUUAAACUUCAGGGGUUCCAGCUCGAUUACCUCUAUUUGAUCGUAAAAAUUGUCGAAGUCAAAUUUUUUAUUAUGAAUUUAACUGAAUUUCAACAGUUAGUAGGAUUAGACGUUGUUACCUAAAAAAAAAAUUUGUUCACAAAUUUUUUAUGUCAAAAUGACGAAAAAUUCUGGGUGAAAAUCGUUGAUCUGUCUACAAACGUGCAAAGUAAAAGAUUUGAUUUUUUGAAGGCAGAAUUGUGAAGUGUAAUUUAAAAUAUUGAACUUGAUCCCUUUUUCCUUGAGAGUUUAAUAUUAAUCCUUAUCGGACGCGUGUCACCAUACACGUGACAUUACACUUUUUAUCAUAGCGGACGUUUUUCUUUUGUUGUGUUACAUAGCGAACUAUUCUUCCAUAUUCGAUGAUAUAGCGACAACUCAGGUAUGAGAAUCUAACAUCCGAUAAGGAUUAACUGGUUAUAUACUCUAAUAUGAGGAUAAGCUCGCGUUUUUUUUUUAUUGCGAUAUAUUGUUCAUAUUUCUUUGUAAACAUUUUAUUUAUAAUACCCUCCGUAUUAUUAACUUGAAAGUAAACCGUUAAGAAUGCAUCUAUAUAAAAAUAAUUGAAGAGACGAAUUGAACUUCACCAUAAUACAAUUAACAGCUCUUUAUUUUUAGACAAUAAUAUCAUUACAACUUAUGGAGUAGCUGUUAACAGGUAAUUAAAGUGAAAAAUAAAUUUAAAAAUUCUAAAUCAUUGAUGUGUUCGUAACCUAUAUCAGUAAUAGUAUAUAAAAUAAUGGUUAGUGUAGCAUUGUUACAUUAUUAAUAAUAAUUAUCACCACAUAACAUCACUAUCCGUCUUCUUUAACACAGAUUAUUUUUGUAAUGUUUAUAUUUUAAGCAACUAAGCAGGUGCUACCCAGCCACCAAAUGCUUUCUCCAGUUCUUGUGCUACGGCUAGACAUAAAUGAUCCUUAUAUGGAGCUGCUACAACCUUUAAUAGAAUAAUUUUAAUGAUUCGGCGAAAAGAGAAUAUUGAAAAUCUUAUGUCAAAUAUUUCCAAGUAUUAUAAUAUUAUGUUUACAACAUAUAUUUCUAAUGUUUUACAAUUAAAUAGGAUGAAUAUCUUACCUGUACCCCAAGAGGUAAUCCAUUUUUAUCUAAUCCAAGUGGUACUUGACAAGUUGGAAGCCUAAGGACGUUAAAGAGACACCAAUAACCGAAAUUGAAGGGUCUCAAAUAAGCUGUGUAGUGAUAGCCAGCUGGAAAUGGUGAAGAUGGAUAAAAUAAGACUCCAUCGUCUUUCAAUUUGUCCUAAAAAAGAAGAUAUACCUUUUAUACAUCGUAAUUUUAAUAGUUCGGAAAUAUCAAAACGAAUAAGAACAAAUUAAUUUAUAAAAUAAAAAUCUCCAAUAAAAAAUUAAAUUGUAUCGAUAUAUACUGUUUAUCUCUCCGUAUGUCUAAAAUGUGAACA
This is a messenger RNA of Nomia melanderi (Alkali bee), 4160 nucleotides long. RefSeq names its product zinc finger CCCH-type containing protein regnase 1 (gene Regnase-1). Lineage: Eukaryota; Metazoa; Arthropoda; Insecta; Hymenoptera; Halictidae. Gene Ontology annotation, cellular component: cytoplasmic ribonucleoprotein granule; nucleus. Gene Ontology annotation, molecular function: RNA endonuclease activity; metal ion binding; mRNA binding. The record is from RefSeq and is a predicted model, not a curated record.